AGUGCACUUCAGAUUUUCCACUGGAGUCCCUGACAGGGAAGCUUUGAAGAACAGUUUCUAAAGAAUAAGAAAUAGGAGGAGUUACAGUACCUGACUUGGGGCUGCUCUUAUUCAAAUUCUGCACAGCAAGGAAGAUAAUUUUCAGACGUUAUGAAGGCGGAGAAGGAUCCCGAAGAUGAAGAAAAUAUCGUUAGAGAUCCAAGCUAAGUGUAGCACAGCAUGGGGAUUGGCGAACAGGAAGAGUUGUAAAGAGAGGGCCAAGUCACACUGAUUAGGAGUUUGUCUGCUGGCUUGCUUUGUCAGCUACAGAGAUUUGUAACUUAAUUUGUAGUCGUUUGCUGUUAGCAACAAAAACUAAGUUCUGUCUAUGAUGAACUGUUGGUUUUCUUGUGCUCCUAAGAACAAACAUGCAGCAGAUUGGAACAAAUAUGAUGACCGAUUGAUGAAAGCAGCAGAAAGGGGAGAUGUAGAAAAAGUGUCCUCAAUCCUUGCCAAAAAGGGGGUCAAUCCAGGCAAGCUAGAUGUGGAAGGCAGAUCUGUCUUCCAUGUGGUGGCCUCAAAGGGUAAUCUUGAGUGUUUGAAUGCCAUCCUUGUAAAUGGAGUUGAUAUUACAACCACUGACACUGCAGGAAGAAAUGCUCUUCACCUGGCUGCAAAGUAUGGACAUGCAUUGUGCCUACAAAAACUUCUACAGUACAAUUGUCCCACUGAACAUGCAGACCUGCAAGGAAGAACCGCACUUCAUGAUGCUGCUAUGGCAGACUGUCCUUCUAGCAUACAGCUGCUUUGUGACCAUGGUGCCUCAGUGAAUGCCAAAGAUGUAGAUGGGCGGACACCACUUGUUCUAGCUACUCAGAUGUGUAGGCCAGCAAUCUGUCAACUGCUAAUAGAUAGAGGAGCAGAUAUUAAUUCCAAAGACAAACAAAACAGAACUGCUCUCAUGCUAGGUUGUGAAUAUGGUUGCAAAGACGCUGUAGAAGUCUUAAUUAAAAAUGGUGCUGAUGUAAGCUUGCUGGAUGCCCUUGGCCAUGAUAGUUCUUACUAUGCAAGAAUUGGUGACAAUCUUGACAUUCUAACCUUAUUGAAGACUGCAUCAGAAAAUACCAACAAAGGGAGAGAACUUUGGAAGAAAGGACCAUCAAUACUACAGCGAAAUAUGACACACAUGCUAGAUGAAGUAAAUAUGAAGUCAAAUCAGAGGGAGCACCAAAGCAUUCAGGAUCUCCAGAUUGAAAAUGGAGAUUUGAAAGAAAGGUUGAGAAAAAUUCAGCAAGAACAGAGAAUAUUAUUGGAUAAAGUCAAUGGUUUACAGCUACAGCUAAAUGAGGAAGUAAUGGUUGCUGAUGAUCUGGAAAGUGAGAAAGAAAAGCUGAAGUCCCUUUUGGUGGCUAAAGAAAAGCAACAUGAAGAAAGCUUAAGAGCUAUUGAGGCUCUGAAAAAUAGAUAUAAAUAUUUUGAGAGUGAUCAUGUAGGAUCAGGAAGUCAUUUCAGUAACCGAAAAGAAGAUGUGCUUCUUAAACAAGGUCAAAUGUACAUGACAGACUCACAGUGUACUUCCACAGGUGUGCCAGCUCAUAUGCAAAGCAGAUCUAUGUUACGACCACUGGAGCUGUCCUUACCAAAUCAAAGUUCAUAUUCUGAAAACGAAAUUUUAAAGAAAGAGUUAGAAACAAUGAGAACUUUCUGUGAAUCAGCAAAACAGGACCGACUCAAGCUCCAAAAUGAACUGGCUCACAAGGUGGCUGAGUGCAAAGCAUUAGCAUUAGAAUGUGAAAGGGUCAAGGAGGACUCAGAUGAACAGAUAAAGCAAUUAGAAGAUGCAUUAAAAGAUGUGCAGAAGAGAAUGUAUGAGUCAGAAGGGAAAGUUAAACAAAUGCAGACUCAUUUUCUUGCCCUUAAAGAGCAUCUUACAAGUGAAGCAGCUUCAGGGAAUCACAGACUAAUGGAGGAACUGAAGGAUCAGUUGAAAGACAUGAAAGCAAAGUAUGAAGGUGCUUCAGCAGAAGUGGGAAAAUUAAGAAACCAAAUCAAACAAAAUGAGAUGUUAGUAGAAGAGUUUAAGCGGGAUGAAGGCAAGCUGGUAGAAGAAAAUAAGCGACUUCAGAAGGAAUUCAGUAUGUGUGAAAUGGAGCGAGAGAAGAAAGGGAGAAGGGUCACAGAAAUGGAAGGCCAGUUAAAAGAAUUGUUAGCAAAGUUGGCCCUUUCCAUUCCAAAAGAAAAAUUUGAAAACAUGAAGAGCUUAUUAUCGAAUGAAGUAAAUGAGAAGGCAAAAAAAUUAGUUGAUAUGGAAAGAGAAUAUGAAAAAUCUCUUAGUGAAAUUAAACAGUUAAAGCGAGAGCUUGAGAAUUUUAAGGCUAAGAUUUCUCAGCAUGUCAAACCAGAGGAACAUGAGCAGCUCAAGAGCAGAUUAGAACAAAAGUCAGGAGAACUUGGAAAGAAGGUCACUGAGUUAAUAUCCAAAAAUCAGACCUUACAAAAGGAAAUCGAAAAGGCUAAUCUGGAUAAUAAGCUCCUCAACCAGCAAGUACAUAACUUAACAAUUGAAAUGAAAAAUCAUUACAUUCCUUUAAAAGUAAGUGAAGAAAUGAAAAAGUCACAUGAUGUAAUUAUUGGUGAUUUGAAUAAAAAGCUUUUAGAUGUAACAGAAAAAUACACAGAAAAGAAGUUGGAAAUGGAGAAAUUGCUGAUGGAAAAUGACAAUUUAAAUAAAAAUGUUAACCGCCUGGAAACUGUGUUCAUACCUCCUGAGAAACAUGAAAAAGAGAUGAUGACGCUGAAGUCCAAUAUAGUUGAACUUAAAAAACAGCUCUCUGAACUUAAUAAGAAAUGUGGUGAAGACCAAGAGAAAGUAUAUUCACUCAUGUCUGAAAACACCAACUUGAAAAAGACUAUGAGUAAUCAGUAUGUACCAGUUAAAACCCACGAAGAGAUUAAAACUGCACUAAGUAGUACAUUAGAUAAAACUAACAGAGAAUUGUUAGAUGUGAAGAAAAAAUUUGAACAUGUAAAUAAAGAACUUGUGAAAAUAAAAGAUGAGAAUGAAAUAUUAAGAAGAAACCUGGAAAAUACUCAGAACCAAAUGAAAGCUGAGUACAUCAGCCUAAGAGAGCAUGAGGAAAAGGUGAGUGCUGUCAGUAAGAGCAUGAGAAAUGUACAGGAGAAUAGUGCAGAAAUACUGGCCAACUACAAGAAAGGCCAAGAAGAGAUUGUGACACUGCAUGCUGAAAUUGAAGCCCAGAAAAAGGAACUUGACACGAUACAAGAAUGCAUUAAAGUAAAAUAUGCUCCAAUUGCCAGCUUUGAAGAGUGUGAGAAAAAAUUUAAGACAAUAGAGAAAGAACUAAAAGAACAGUUAUCAGAGCAGACACAAAAGUAUAAUGUCAGGGACGAAGAGACCAAGAAGUGCAAACAAGAGAAUGACAAGUUAAAGGAGGAGAUUUUCACUCUUCAGAAGGAUUUAAGGGACAAGAAUGCUCUCAUAGAGAAUUCUCAUGAAAUGGAAAGAGCAUUAAACAGAAAAACAGAAGAGCUGAACAGACAGUUAAAAGACCUGUUACAGAAAUACACGGAGGUAAAGAAUGAGAAGGAGAAGCUAGUAGAAGAAAAUGCCAAACAGACUUCUGACAUCCUUUCAGCACAGACACUUUUCCAAAAGCAGUAUGUCCCAUCGGAACAGGCAGAGGCCCUGGAAAAAUCUCUUAAUGGCACAAUUGAGACUCUAAGGGAAGAAUUGAAGAAUAAGCAAAGGUGUUAUGAGGAGGAGCAGCAGACAGUGACCAAGCUGCAUCAGUUGCUGGAAAACCAAAAGAACUCUUCUGUGUCCCUGGCAAAGCAUUUGCAGAUGAAGGAAGCAUUUGAGAAAGAGGUGGGAAUUAUAAAAGCUACCUUGCGAGCCAAGGAAGAAGAAAACCGAAACAAAACUGAAGAAAUCUCCAAACUUCAGUCAGAGGUUCAGAAUAGUAAACAAGCAUUAAAAAAAUUAGAGACAAGAGAGGUAGUUGAUAUGUCUAAAUAUAAAGCAACAAAAAGUGAUUUGGAGACACAGAUUUCCAACUUAAAUGAAAAGUUGGCCAAUCUGAAUAAAAAGUAUGAAGAAGUGUGUGAGGAGGUUUUGCAUGCCAAAAAGAAGGGACUGUCUGCAAAAGGUGAUAAAGAAUUACUACAUUUUAGCAUUGAGCAAGAAAUCAAGGAUCAGCAGGAGCGAUGCGAUAAGUCCUUAUCAACAAUCACAGAGUUGCAGACAAGAAUACAGGAAUCUGCUAAACAAAUUGAAGCAAAAGAUAAUAAGAUAACUGAGCUGCUUAAUGAUGUAGAAAGACUAAAACAGGCACUGAAUGGCCUUUCACAGCUCACCUAUACGAGUGGGAGUCCCAGCAAGAGACAGAGCCAGCUGAUUGACACUCUGCAGCACCAAGUGCGGUCCCUGCAGCAGCAGCUGACUGAUGCCCACAGACAGCACCAAGAAGUAAUUGCAAUUUAUCGGACACACCUUCUUAGUGCCGCACAGGGUCACAUGGAUGAAGAUGUGCAGGCGGCCUUACUCCAGAUUAUACAGAUGCGGCAGGGGCUUGUAUGCUAGUAGUCGGUGCUGGCCCGCCAGUGUCUGCUUCGCCAGCUGGUGCUGAACAUUCUGUUGCAAUUGCAUGGCCUUUCUGGGCCUUCCUGUUCUAGUAUAAAUGAAAUAAAAUGUAUUUUUUUUUCCAUCAGUAGGUUUUAAAAAAUUAGAUGAAUAUGUUACUGAGUUUUUCAGUAUCAAUUCAAAUCUUAUAUUCCAUAUAUAUUAAUUUCACAGUUAGGCAAACAGCAUAACACUUUGCCUUGGACUGGCCACACACUUUUAAACUGUGGAGUCCCUAAUAACACAUGAGCCAUCUGAAUGGGUUGAAGAGGGGUUAGGCUGAAAAAUUGUUUAAAGAUUUCUCUCAGAGAAAUUGAUUUGGUCACUUUAAAUUGAUCAAAAGAUCUUUCAGAUCUUUGGUCUGAGCCAUGAGACCUAAUGCAGUUUCAAGGAAUGCAUUAUAACUUGGCUGGCCAAGUUGUGUUUUUUAUUGAAGUAACUUAAUGAUUGCCUUUGACUUCUUUUGGAGGUACAAUUUUUUCUUCUUCUUUACACUAGUAACUUUUAUGCCUUUUAAAAUAAUUUUCUUUCAUGCUGGUUUGCAGUGCUGAAUUACAUUUAGAUUAAGAACAGUCCAGGAUGGACUAUAUUAGGAAUUUAUAAUAAAAUUGCCUCAUAAUUUCCACAACAGUAUCUUAAUUUUCAUUGUGAUGACUUUUCUUCCUUCAGUAUUUAGAGAAGUAUAAGUGCUAUGCUAGAUUUUUCAGUGUCGAAAAAUUUAGACUUUUUUAUUUUCUUUGACAUUUGCUACUAUAGUAACCAAGCACUCAUUAUACAUGCAUCCUCCAAAUGUUUGUACUUAUUUAUAGGAAAAUUGCACUAAUGAGGCUAAUAAUGUGAAAUGCAGCUUUCUUGCAAAAUUAGCAUGAGAGAAUUGGUUUUAGAAAACAGGUCUUUAAGAUUUUAGACAAAAAUGCAAUAAUAUAGUAAACUUUAAGAAUAUAGAUAGUGAGAAAAUAAUAAAAUUGGACAUGUUUAUAGUAAAUAGUCUGUUGUAGCCAACCAUUUUUAUUAACUACAUCUCAUUAGAGAGUUUAUAUGUUUAUAUGUUUUAUUAUUUUUAUUAAUUUUAUAAUUGAAAUUGAAAAUUACUAAUUUGACUGUUAGCAAAUAAACUGAACAAAUUAUUUCCACCAACAUUUUUUAAAUUGCAAAAUGUGCCUUAGCAGUAAUAAUCUUGAACAUCCUCAAUCAGACUUUUGAUCCCAUUUUUGUAUAAUAACAAGGACACAUGACAAUCAAAAUAGCUUUUCCCACCAAAGAAGAAGUCCUCAUAUUUCUUAGUGUAGAAACAACAGUGAAAAGUCAGAAUUGGAUUUAUUCUUAAUUCUUUAGGUAGAUAUACACAGUUUACAUAAGCAAUAUAAAAAGCAAUGUUCUUUUUACAUUUAAUAUGUUCUACAGCAUGGGUUCUGUUUCAUGAGUAUUAAUGUCACCUACUGAAGCUCUGGAGUGGAGAAAGUUCUUAACUGAAUAGUCACAUUUUAGUGCUAUAUUUUCCGUACUAGGGGUGAGAAGGGAACCUUAUGUAUAUUUUAUUUUGUCUUCAGCCAUCAAUAAAAUGUUUUCUGUGAAA
Messenger RNA from Myotis davidii, 6194 nucleotides. It is a transcript of the gene UACA, whose product is annotated as uveal autoantigen with coiled-coil domains and ankyrin repeats. Gene Ontology annotation, molecular function: actin binding. Bases 368 to 4579 code for a protein of 1403 amino acids. The record is from RefSeq and is a predicted model, not a curated record. The transcript is spliced from 19 exons. Lineage: Eukaryota; Metazoa; Chordata; Mammalia; Chiroptera; Vespertilionidae.